GGCUGUGCGUUUCCGGAACUCUCGAAUUUGAUUUUGUAUUCCUGGAGGGGACCGACAGCGUCGUUGCUCCUCAAGAAACUGAUGAAAGAAAUCUCAACCUGUAUGUAACAGAAAAUGUAUUGACAAUUGAAUGCAAAUGAAUUGACCAUUUAAUGCAAAUUAUUCAAGAAAUUUGACGUAGCGAAUGCGAAAGCAGGUGGGUAACGUCCCUGUUACAGGUGUAAAAAAAAAGACAUGUGUAGAGGUGACCUGUGUGUGGUGAGGAUGCCUAGGUAAUGCCUCCGGGUGACAGAGGGACACCAUGUCUGACAAAGGGAUCUCAGGAAGAGACAUGGAGCCCCACCUCCUCAACAGUGAAGAAGAGGAGGAUGAGCUGGAAGAAGAGGAGGUGGAGAAGGAUGAGAACAACGGAGAUGAUGAAGAAGACUUCCCUGACCAGCCUCAUACCUCUCCCUUCAGCUCGGGGAAUGAAGCACAGGGAGGGGACUCUGCGGGAUGGCAGUGCACCCCCCCAUCUACCUCAGCCUCGGGGGAGACGCCGUCCCACCCCUCAACACAGCCCCACUCUCGACCGUCCUCACGGCCUGAGAACCAAAUCCCCUCGCAGUCCCUGAGUGGAACCAAGAAGAGGUCCCACUCCAACAAACCUGCACACAUGAGGAGGAACAUCAGAAAGCUACUGAGGGAGCAGCAGUUGGAGGCGGUGACCAAAGCUGCCCAGCAGGAGGAGCUGGAGAGGCGGCAGAGGCUGGAACAACAGAGGAAGGAAGGGCACGUCCCUGUGGUCCUGCUACCUGAGUACACACCAGGACAUCUGUCUCAGAGUGUGUCUGCUAGCGUGGCCAAAAAGGAUCGUGUGAUCUGCCUGGACACCAGUAACAGCAGCACUACAGUCAGAGAAGACGACUCCAAAGCUCUGGUCCCAGAAUCACACGCCCCCAAAGAAGACGUGAUCGAGCUAAGCUCAGGCGAGGACGACGCCCUACAGAUCAGCAGCGAGUCCACCAAUGAGGAGGAGGAGCGGUCGGAGGAGGCCAGCGGCGCCCACGUCAACGAUGCUGUGAACCAACCGGACGCCCUGGGGCGUGUCUUGGUCAACCUGAACCACCCUGCUGAGGAGGUAGACCUGUUCCUCUCCCCUCAACUGGCCCGUGCCGUCAAACCUCACCAGAUCGGUGGGGUCCGGUUCCUGUAUGAUAACCUGGUGGAGUCUCUGGAGAGGUCUAAGCGCAGCAGUGGCUUCGGCUGUAUCCUUGCCCACAGCAUGGGCCUGGGCAAGACAUUGCAGGUCAUCUCUUUUAUAGACAUCCUGCUUAAACACACGCAGGCCCACACCGUGCUCGCCAUCGUUCCUGUCAACACGUUACAGAACUGGCUGGCUGAGUUUAACCUCUGGGUCCCUUCCUCUGAGGCAUUACCCGCAGACAUCAAUCCCGCACACUUCUCCCCGCGCAUCUUCAAGGUCCACAUCCUGAAUGACGAGCACAAAACCACGGCCAGCAGAGCGAAGGUGAUCUCUGACUGGUCGCUGGAUGGCGGCGUGCUCCUGAUGGGGUAUGAGAUGUACCGCCUGUUGUCCCUGAAGAAGAGCUUUGUGGCGGGCAGGAAAAAGAAGUCCAAGAAGCUCCAAGGACCAGUGGUCAUUGACCUGGACGAAGAGAACCUGCAGCAGGAGCUCCUCAAAGACAUAGAGAAGGCCCUGUCUCGCCCAGGCCCGGACGUGGUGAUCUGUGACGAGGGCCACCGCAUUAAGAACUGCCACGCCAGCACCUCGCAGGCCCUGAAGAACAUCCGUACCCGGAGACGUGUGGUCCUCACGGGAUACCCCCUCCAAAACAACCUGAUAGAGUACUGGUGCAUGGUGGACUUUGUCAGGCCUGAUUUCCUGGGCACCAGGCAGGAAUUCAGUAACAUGUUUGAGAGGCCCAUUCUGAACGGGCAGUGCGUGGACAGUACGCCUCAGGAUGUCCGGUUGAUGAGAUACCGAAGUCAUGUCCUCCAUAGCCUGCUGGAGGGCUUCGUCCAGAGGCGUGGCCAUAACGUGCUGAGAGACCAGCUCCCCUCCAAGGACGAGCAUGUGAUCAUGGUGCGCCUGUCGCCCCUGCAGAGGGCCCUCUACACAGAGUUUAUGAACCGCUUCAGAGAGGCAGGCAACAGCGGCUGGCUCAGCCUCAACCCACUCAGGGCCUUCUGCGUGUGCUGCAAGAUCUGGAACCACCCAGACGUGCUGUACGAGGCGCUGCAGAAGGAGAAUCUGGCCAAUGAGCAGGACCUGGACCUGGAUGACAUCACCAACGGCCACGCCCGCUGCCCAGCCCCCUACCAGAAGGGCAAGACCCCGGAGGACCCCAACAGCAUCGGAGGGCUGAGUCUCAACGCUCUGCAGGAGAAGGCCAACCAGGUCAUCACCUACGAAUGGGCGAAGGACAUCAUGUCUGACUAUAAACCCGGGCUCUUGGAGAACUCUGCUAAGAUGGUCCUGCUGUUCCACCUGAUCGACGAGAGUGUGAGGAAGGGAGACAAGAUCCUGGUGUUCAGUCAGAGUUUGUCCACACUGUCAGUCAUCGAGGAGUUCCUGGCCAAGAGGCCCAUACUGGCGGGCAGCGCCAGAGAGGGCUAUAAUCAAAACUGGGUCCGCAACCACAACUACUACAGACUGGAUGGGAGCACAUCUGCUUCAGAGAGGGAGAGGCUCAUCAACCAGUUCAACGACCCAUCCAACACCACCGCCUUGAUCUUUCUGCUGUCCACCAGGGCUGGUUGUCUGGGGGUGAACCUGAUCGGGGCUAACCGUGUGGUGGUGUUCGAUGCCUCCUGGAACCCCUGUCACGACGCCCAGGCCGUAUGUCGGGUGUACCGCUACGGCCAGAAGAAACCCUGCCAUAUCUACCGCCUCGUCUGUGACUUCACCUUGGAGAAGAAAAUCUACGACCGACAGAUCUCCAAGCAGGGCAUGUCCGACCGAGUGGUGGAUGACCUGAACCCGGUGCUGUCGUUCACGCGAAGGGAGGUGGAGUCUCUGCUGCACUUCGUGGAAGAGGAGCCUGACGUGUCACAGGUGCAACUACAGCCCCACCAAGAGAUAGAGGCGGGCAUCAGACAGGCCUGCCAGCUCUACCCUCACCUUGUCACCAAGCAACCCUUUCACCACGAGUCUCUCCUGAUGGAGCGACAGGAGAUGAAACUCACCAAAGCGGAGAAGAAGGCCGCCAAGAAGAGCUACGAGGAUGAGAAGCGUGCGUCGGUGCCCUACACGCGCCCCUCUUAUGCCCACUAUUACCCCGCCAGCGACCAGAGCCUCACAAAUAUCCCUGCCUUCAGCCAGCGCAACUGGCGCCCACCCCCCCGACAAGAUGAGAAGCCGGUGGCCAGUGUCCGCACAGUUCAGUCGACUCCAAUUCCCACGAUGCCUCGCCAAGCGUCUCACAGCUCUGCCCCCACAGCAGACACAGAGUCCAGCUCGGGCUUUCCCGUCAACUACCUGCAAAAGGCGGGCGUAUUUGUCCAGAAGAUCGUCACCAGCACAGAUAUCGUGAUACCUGAAACCAACAGUUCAACUGAUGUUAAGGCCAGAAUCAGUGCAGGAGAGAGCAUCCACGUCAUCAGAGGAACGAAAGGGACCUACAUCAGGACUUGUGAUGGGAGGAUAUUUGCCAUCCGCACUGCAAGCAAGCCCAAGGCAGGGGAAGAGAACUCAGCUGCUGCACCCAAAGACACCCAGAAAGUAUCGGAGGAGGCCUCCGUCAACGGCUGUGUGACUCGCCUGCUCUCCCCCGACAGCCCCCUGAGUGAACUCCAGAGAUACGAGGCUGCAACCAAGGCCCAGCAUCAGCAGGGCUCCAAGGCUUCGUCUGCAGGUGCAGCGGCUCCACAGGAGAAGGCGCUGGCAGAGAUCAACAAUGGCAGCAGCAUGACUAGCCAUGCCAAGCCCUGGAGCAAUGCCUCCGCCCUGGCCAAGCCCAGCACAGAUGCCAUUGCUGCCCUUGACCUGAGGGGCACCAAGCGCAAGGCUUCCACCCCAUCCAAUGUCGAAUGGGCCAUCAAAAAGCAGCCGGCCCCCAGCAAGCGCACCUCGGCCCAGUUGCCCCCCCAGGCUUUUCCCUUCGCGGCGGGCUAUGACCUCCCACCCAUGGGCCUCAACCCAGCCAUGCUGGGCUCCAUGGGGCACCCCAUAUUCAUGGGGGCCGGCUUGCCCUACUUCCAGUCCCACAGCCAGCAGGGUGACCACCGUCUCAUGUUCCCCGUGACUCCCGACCCCUUCGGCUUGGGGGGCGGCACCCUACCUAGAUCCUCCUCCACCAUCACCUCCUCGGCUGCCCCUGACUCAGGCUCCCUAGCACCCUUCAUGCUGGGUGCUGGUAUGGCUGGUAUGCUGCCCCCAGGUUUCCCCAUGUCCUACGGCCAGUCCCUGUGCAUGUAUCCUAACUUGCUGCACCCCGGGGCGCUACCGGCCGCCACCCCAGGCCCCGCUGACUCCAGUUUCUUCUCCCACUUCCCCUCCUCCUAUGGCCUGAUAGGGGCAGGGCUGGGUCGCUCUGAUGCCCACGGCUCGGCAGAGAACGCCGGUGGAAGCAGCUCAGACAGCAACAACGACGAUGAAGAUGAUGAUGAUGAUGUCAUUGAGGUGAUGGGACAAUGAGAGCCUCCAACCGUAGGAAAGAGGCAUGUGGUUUGCAGGGGACAGUUAGUGGAGUUGCUGGGGCUAGGAAAAGCUGAAGAGAAAGGGAAGGGACAACCAAGCCCACCUCCUCCACUAGACCCAUUCCCCAUCCUAAAUGCAACAUGCACACCUUUCAGAAAACAAGUGGUCCCAAGCAGCAAUCCCCCAGCACUGUGAAAACAAGAAUCUGUGUUGGAAUAUAACAGACUGGACAAAGUACCAAAUCCUUAUGCUGAAUAUCUUAUUUAAACAUUUAAAAAAAGGCUAAUCUAAACUUAUGUGAUGAAGAAAAAUGAACUUGGGGCUUCCAAAAUGUUGUCCUGUACUGGCUUUUGCAAAUCACUGAAGCAAGAGACUGCUGGGUUUGGACCUGCAAAUCACUUCUUUGUCUUCUAUUAAAAAAAAAAAAUCCCAGCGGUUGAUGACAGACUAGGUUAAUAACUAACUGACAAUUUUAUAUACGUAGUUGGUAGUAAUUAUUGUAUGGCGCAAAAUAUCAGUUACAUGAUAUUGUUCUUCAUUGUCAUUAUAUGCUACUGAAUAUUAUUUUAUAUAGUAGUCGUGCUCUAAACAUGUCACAACUGUUUUCAAAAUCGAUUUGAUUUACCCUUGAAUUUACUGCGUUUCGUUUUUCAGAAAAUUGACUACUUGAGACUCAAUUCAAAGAAACAAUGAGGCUCUUUGUUGGGUGAAAAAUUAAGUCAAAAACCUUAAACUCAAAGAAUGUACGCUUAUUUACGACUUUAAUGCAGACCUUGGGGACAGACCUUGGGGACAGACCUUGCCUGCCCCUUGGGGACAGGCAUCACACUUGUGGUGAUCUGAUUUUGAUUUUUGAUAUGUCAUCUAUAUUUUUCAAAUGUACACAUCGUCUACAGGCGACGAUGUAAAAACUGUGAUCUUGCUAAACUCCAACUGUCCGAAGGGAGCUGAAUUGAAAAUGCCUUGCCUCUGUCUCUCUGAAUGUCACCUAGUGGGAGUAGAGAAACAGCGAGACGGGCAAUCCUAGGACCUGGAUCUCACCCAUAGUCUUACUGUAGCUUUGCUAAGUGAUGCAAAUAUAACCCAUGAACCCUCUGGUGGUCAGGUGGGUCACCUGUCUACUUCUCUGUCUGUUUCUGCAUUGUGUAAGGGUUCUAGAGUAGAGAACUUCUGUCAUAAUGACUCGUUCUGCCUUGUGGAUAGCAUGAACACUCGUUUUCAGUUCCUUUUUCUCAUCUUUGGCGUAUGUGAUUUCAACGGAAAAACAAACAGGUUUCAAGAGACCAUUGUCAAACCAAAAUCAUUUGAGAGGAGUCAAAAAUAGCUGUGCCAAAAAAAGUACAACAAUGAUCCUCUCCAGAGAGGUCAUUCUCUGAAGCAACCAAACGUCACCGUCAACUGCUAUUGGCCUAGAGAAGAGGGCUUCUUUCCCUAAUUUGGUCACAGUUUUGUCAUUAUAGACUUUGUGAGCUCAUUGUAAAGAUGAUGCUGGCUUAAGACUUCACUGUGUAACAGAGUACCGGGACAUUGAUUUAGAGAUGGGGGAGGUCUGUGACCUGGUUCUGUAUAAUAAACAACAGAACUUUUCAUUUCUGUUACUGCUGACUGUUAUUUACCCCCCUCAUUACAUACAUUGGCCACCUACUGUCUCAUGCCGCAUUUACGUGCUAGUCAGAACUAGGAAGCUCGGGAAUGUCCAACUUGCUAACUGGUUGAACGCGGCAUGUGUAUAACUACAACCAAUUAGCAAGUCGGGGAAAUGUCUGACUUUCCAACUAGCAUGUGAACGCGGCAACUACCCAACACUUUGGGAAGAGGGAAGCCCAGCCCACCACCUCCACCAAGUCCCUAGCCUUGAGUCUCUUCAGCAAGAGCUUUAAACUCCAGUUAUUGAGUUUAUUAUCAGACCCUUACAUCAUCAGACUUGUUCAUCUUUUCAUACCAUACUUAACGUGUUAAUUGACCUGUUAUUUUUAUUUUUUUAUGUACCACUUUUAUUUAUUACAGUGCAUAUUUAUUAAUUCCUUUUUUUGUUCUGUUUUUGUAAGGGAAAUGUUUUCUGUUCGUUUACUAGAACACGUUGAUUCUUGUUACAUGACUUGAGAAAUGCUAUAUAUACGUCUGAAUAGACAUCUGACCCAUAAGUGUGUGAAUUUCAGGACCAACCAGUCAAGGUGGUCGAACCACUCAUUAGCAGAUAGAAAAUGUAACCCAGGGCUUUUGUUUCGUUUUUAUUUAUGUUCAUAUCAUCCAGAUGUUCAUGUGAAUCUAUCUAUCCUAAUUGCAAAUGAAAGGUAGUUCUCUCAGUAUUCAUUCAUCUUAAGUUGUUGAACCAACUGUUUUUUUUCCCCAUAGGUUUCUACAUGAAUGUAAGUAUUUAUUUAUAAAUCAAUUCAGUCGGCGACCAACUGACUCUCUUAAUUCCAUUUAUUAAAGUCCAGCUGCUGUCUUGAGGAGAAUGGCUGGAAGAGCCUGUAUGUAGUUAGUGAAUUGACAUGUAACAAUGGAUGGCUUUUAGAUAAAGAAAAUGUAGUUUCUAAAUAAAAUAAAAUCAUGUUUUGAA
Messenger RNA from Oncorhynchus mykiss (rainbow trout), 7205 nucleotides. The record is from RefSeq and is a predicted model, not a curated record. NCBI's taxonomy places the organism in Eukaryota, Metazoa, Chordata, Actinopteri, Salmoniformes, Salmonidae.